Rhododendron vialii is the source of this 813-nucleotide messenger RNA. RefSeq names its product NAC transcription factor 29-like. Gene Ontology annotation, biological process: system development; regulation of DNA-templated transcription. The coding region runs from base 1 to 813 and encodes 270 amino acids. Gene Ontology annotation, molecular function: DNA binding. The transcript has 2 exons. Lineage: Eukaryota; Viridiplantae; Streptophyta; Magnoliopsida; Ericales; Ericaceae. The record is from RefSeq and is a predicted model, not a curated record.
AUGGCUGCGUUGCAGCUUUGUACUCUGCCACCAGGAUAUCGCUUUAGGCCUACAAAUAAAGAACUUUUAGACUUUCUUAAAAAGAAGUCUAUGGACCAAACCCUGCCUUGUGACGUGUUUAUCGAGUGUGAGAUUUAUGGGGCUAACGACAAAGCCCCAUGGCAGAUUUUUACCGACGAAGAUCCGUGGGAGAUAUGCAGAACCAAAGACGAGAAGACAAAUUUAUGGAAGACAGAAGGUACAAUCUAUGUUUUCACGAGCUUGAUCAAGGGCAGAGGAAAAAAGAGACCAAGAACAGCCGAUUGUGGCUCAUGGCACGGAGAGACCGCUCUUGAACAAGUGUUGGAAAUUGACAAGGAUAAUAUCAGUUUGAUAGGGUACAAGAGGAUUUUGUGCUUUAAGAUUUCAAACGAAAUGGGUGCAAUCGAUAGGAGUGUGACAAAAGGCCACUGGAUCAUGCAUGAGUACUCUCUACCCGAUGGUGGCGAAUGUGUUCUUUGUAGGAUAAAAAGAGACGACUCAAAGGACACCAAGAUAUCACCAAGGAAAGGAAAGAAUGUAGAUCAGGCUGCUACAACUGAUGAUGACCUUAGAGUUCCGAAACCUGCAAAGCGUAUUCGAACGAAUUUGGGGGAAGAAAAGAAUAUGGAUUGCCAUAUUGUUGUGGCACCAAACACACAAACAAAAGUCGCUCCUUUCUUGGAAGAACUACUUGUGCAAGAACAGAGUUUUGCGAUGAGUAAUGAUCCAAAUGAGCUUACAGUUGAAGAAUUUGAAGCCAUUUGGGAGGAACAGGAGAAUGCAAAAACCUAG